AUGACCAGCAACGACGAAUGUUUCAGUUGUGGCCAAGCUGGCCACUGGGCCAGGGAAUGCCCCACUGCUGCGAGACGGGGGCGAGGAGGACCGAGGGGCUGGGGCAGAGGGCUCCAGGUUUAUCCCGCAUCCCUGGUAGACUUCUGCUACCGCUGCGGGGAGUCCGGACACCUUGUCAAGGACUGUGAUCUGGAGGAGGACGCCUGCUAUAACUGCGGCGCAGGCGGCCACAUCGCCAAGGACUGCAAGGAGCCCAAGAGAGAGCGGCAGCAGAGCUGCUACAACUGCGGCAGACUAGGCCACCUGGCUCGAGACUGCCAGCAGGCAGAUGACCUCAAGUGCUAUUGUUGUGGCCAACCUGGCCAUAUGCAGAAAGACUGCCACAAGGUGCAGUGUUACAGGUGCGGGGAACUUGGACAUGUGGCCAUCAAUUGCAAGAAAGUAUUAGAAGUCAGCUGUUACCGCUGUGGUGAGACUGGACAUUUUGCCUGGGAAUGCACCAUUGAGGCCUCGGCCUAA
This is a messenger RNA of Dipodomys spectabilis (banner-tailed kangaroo rat), 519 nucleotides long. RefSeq names its product cellular nucleic acid-binding protein-like. The record is from RefSeq and is a predicted model, not a curated record. The coding region runs from base 1 to 519 and encodes 172 amino acids. The transcript has a single exon. Gene Ontology annotation, molecular function: translation regulator activity; single-stranded RNA binding; mRNA binding. Gene Ontology annotation, cellular component: cytoplasm. Lineage: Eukaryota; Metazoa; Chordata; Mammalia; Rodentia; Heteromyidae. Gene Ontology annotation, biological process: positive regulation of cytoplasmic translation.